Messenger RNA from Lathyrus sativus (Indian pea), 2556 nucleotides. The record is from the annotation of a GenBank genome assembly. NCBI's taxonomy places the organism in Eukaryota, Viridiplantae, Streptophyta, Magnoliopsida, Fabales, Fabaceae.
AUGUCUUCACCUCUCAAACUUCUUUGUAUUUCCUUCCUUUCCAUCAUCACUAUUGUUUCUGCUGCCUACAUUCCAGGCCCGAAAACGGUCACUUACGACGGCCGCUCGCUCCUUAUCAAUGGAAAACGAGAACUUUUUUUCUCCGGUUCCAUUCAUUAUCCACGAAGUGUCCCAGAAGAUUGGCCACUGAUUCUUGAUAAGGCAAGACAUGGAGGGAUAAAUUUAAUACAAACAUACGUCUUUUGGAAUGGUCAUGAGUCUGAGAAAGGCGCCUUGAACUUUGAAGGAAGGUAUGAUUUGGUAAAAUUCCUUAGACUUGUACAAGAGAAAGGAAUGUAUGCUACCCUUAGAGUUGGCCCUUUCAUCCAAGCUGAAUGGAAUCACGGAGGACUUCCAUAUUGGCUAAGAGAGGUACCCGACAUCAUAUUCCGUUCGAACAAUGAACCUUUUAAGGCACACAUGAAAGAAUAUGUAUCAAGCAUUAUAGCAAAAAUGCAACAAGAAAAACUCUUUGCUCCUCAAGGAGGCCCUAUCAUCUUGGCUCAGAUUGAGAAUGAGUACAAUCAUAUCCAACUUGCUUAUGAAGCUGAUGGAGAUAGUUAUGUUCAAUGGGCAGCAAAACUGGCAGUUUCACUAUACAACGGAGUUCCAUGGAUCAUGUGCAAGCAAAAGGAUGCUCCUGAUCCAGUUAUUAAUGCUUGCAACGGAAGGCACUGCGGUGAUACCUUCGCAGGUCCAAACAAACCAUACAAACCAUCCAUCUGGACCGAAAACUGGACUGCUCAGUACAGAGUUUUUGGAGAUCCACCGUCCCAAAGAUCUGCAGAAGACAUCGCCUUUUCAGUUGCUCGCUUCUUCUCUAAGAAUGGAUCAUUAGUCAACUAUUAUAUGUAUCAUGGUGGAUCAAAUUUUGGUAGAACAACCUCAGCCUUUACAACAACAUUUUAUUACGACGAAGCUCCUCUUGAUUCCUAUGGUCUGCAAAGAGAACCAAAGUGGAGUCACCUAAGGGAUGUUCACAAGGCUGUGAACCUAUGUAAGAAGGCUCUACUCAACGGUGAACAUACCGCACAAAAAAUUAGCCAGUAUCAUGAGAUUAUAGUCUAUGAAAAGAAAGGAAGUGAUUUAUGCGCUGCUUUCAUCACUAACAACCACACCCAAAAUCCGAAAGUAAUAGAAUUCAGAGGUUCAAGCUAUUAUCUACCUCCGCGUUCCAUCAGCAUUCUUCCUGAUUGUAAAACUGUGGUCUUCAACACUCAAAAUAUUGCUUCGCAACACAACUCAAGAAACUUCGAGAGAUCAAAAGUUGCAAACAAUCACAAGUGGGAAGUGUAUACUGAGCCUAUUCCAACCAGCAAGGAAUUGCCAGCAAAACAAAAACUUCCUGCUGAGCUUUACAGCUUGCUUAAGGACAGCACUGAUUAUGGAUGGUACAUCACUAGUGUGGAGUUGGGUCCAGAAGACUUGCCAAAGAAGAAUGAGAUAUCACCGGUUAUUCGUAUUUUGAGUCUUGGCCAUUCAUUACUUGCUUUUGUAAAUGGACAAUAUGUUGGAUCUAAUCAUGGUAGCCAUGAAGAGAAAGGCUUUGAAUUCCAGAAACCUGUAAGCUUCAAAGUUGGAGUUAACCACAUAUCUAUCUUGGCUUCUUUAGUAGGACUGCCUGAUAGUGGAGCAUACAUGGAGCACAGGUAUGCAGGGCCUAAGACUGUAACCAUCCUUGGUUUGAACUCCGGAACAAUUACUCUCACUGCUAAUGGUUGGGGUCACCAGGUUGGUCUCCAAGGCGAGAAAAAUGCAAUUUACACCGAGGAGGGAUCAAAGAAAGUAGUCUGGAAAGAUGCGAAGGGACAUAGUUCACCUCUCUCUUGGUACAAGACAAAUUUUGAAACUCCAGAGGGAAAUUCCCCGGUUGCUAUCAAAAUGACUGGUAUGGGAAAAGGAAUGGUUUGGAUCAAUGGCGAAAGCAUCGGUCGUCACUGGAUGAGCUAUCUCUCUCCACUCGGAAAGCCUACUCAAUCAGAGUACCACAUUCCAAGAUCAUUCCUUAAACCAAAAGACAACUUGCUUGUUAUAUUAGAGGAAGAGGUAGCACAUCCAGAAAAAGUUGAGAUAGUGAGGGUCAACAGAGAUACAGUAUGCAGUUACAUCACAGAGAAUCACCCUCCCAAUAUCAAGUCAUGGUCAAGUAAGAACCAAAAACUCACACCAGUUUCGGCGAAACUCACUCCAGCAGCUGUAAUCAAGUGUCCAAACCAAAAAGCCAUUAAGGAAAUUGAGUUCGCAAGCUUUGGCGAUCCUUUAGGUUUCUGUGGAGAGUUUAUCAUGGGAAAAUGUCAUGCACCUUCCUCCAAGAAGAUUGUUGAGCAGUAUUGCUUAGGAAAAGGAUCUUGCGCGGUUCCGAUGGACAAAGCACUCUUCGGCAUUGGUAAGGAUGAUUGCCCGGGUGCGAUAAAGACACUAGCAGUCCAAGUCAAGUGUGGUCCCUCCAGGGAUGAGAAGAAUGUGAACGAUAAGGGGGCUGAGGAGGCUGAGGAUGAUGCGAUAGAAUCGAGUUAG